AUGCCCACGUCGACAGCAUUGGUCUCUCAACUUUCGGAACGAGAGCCGGUUUUGACCAUCUUCAGAAGAAAUGUCAUGAACCCAAUCAUAAUAUCUUCGCUCUCACUCUUCUUGUAUGGUCUCUAUAUUCUGCUCUUCCGCAUCAGCAUUGUACUCUUGAAGAGGCGCAAGAAAAGUCGAGAACGAUCAUUCCAUCAAAUCUCUCUAAGAACUCUCUUUGUCUUGGCUUCGAUCGGUGUUCCGCUGGGGCUAGCACAUGAUGUUCUUGCAACAACCAAACCGGUUUGGCGACUUGCGGGACUGGGGCUUCCCUUCCCGGCGUAUCAAAAAGAUCUGUCGAUACGUGAUAUUGUUUUCUAUGUGACUCCCAGUUUCACCGUCGAUACCAUUCUAAUCUUUCGUUGCUUCGUUAUGUUUGGGUACAGGAGGAGAUUCGUCGUCAUCCCCAUUGUCGCCUGCAUCAUCAUUGAUUUAGGAGCAAUAAUCUGCGGUAUUUUGGACUUGUCGAUACGGGCGCUAGGGCUUGAUGCAGCUCAUAUUGAGGUCAUAGACACACUCUCGGACAUCUGUGUCGGUUGUAAUGCCUUGCUAAAUAUUCUUUUGACUACCGCGCUCGCUGGAAGGAUUUGGUCGAUAUCAUGGAAAGGCGAAAUCGCGACAAAGCGAUCUAGCACGAUUGUUUCUAUCUUGCUUGAGUCAGGUUUAUUAUAUCUACUUACACUAGCUGUGAUGGCGGUUGGAAACCUUCUUGAGGCGGAGACCUUUGAUAUUGGGUCGAUUAUGAUUCAGGUUUCCGGAAUCGCCCCGACACUUAUCAUCGUUCGUGCAAACAUAGGUCGCCGACUUGAAGUUGAGGAUGAAAACCAGACCCAAGAUUCUGAUCAUCGUUGUACACGGAACGAAGGCACCGUCUUACUAGGCAACGUCUGUUCAAAUCGGGUGUAA
Messenger RNA from Marasmius oreades (fairy-ring Marasmius), 945 nucleotides. RefSeq lists its product as uncharacterized. The record is from RefSeq and is a predicted model, not a curated record. The coding region runs from base 1 to 945 and encodes 314 amino acids. Lineage: Eukaryota; Fungi; Basidiomycota; Agaricomycetes; Agaricales; Marasmiaceae. The transcript is spliced from 9 exons.